CGGGGGAUGCUCCCCUAGGAUGGCCUCCUGCCUCCUCGCUCUAGCGGCCACCCUCUUCCUCCCCGUGUCCCCGCCGGCGGAGGGAGCAGACCUGCCUGAGCCCCAGGAAGUGAAGUUUGAGGCUCAGCUCUUCCACCACAUCUUGCGCUGGGUGCCUGGCCCGGGUCAGCCUGCUAAUGCUGUCUACGAGGUGCAGUAUCUUAGAUAUGGGGAGUCUCCCUGGCACCCCGUCCCAGCCUGCACUGGAACUCUGGCCCUCUUCUGCGAUCUCACCUUGGAAACCCUGGAACCCCACCUGAAGGACUCGGGCUACUUUGCCAGGGUCCGAGCUGUGGCCGGGAACAUGACCUCCAAAUGGAACAAGACGGCCCGACUCACCCUGGAGGAAGUGAUCCUGAAGAUUGCUGGGAUGAAGCUGAAGGCGAGAGGCAGAAUGAUCCACGUGGAACUACAGCUGCCCCGCAAGAAGGAGGGGGACCUGCUGGUCACCUACGAAAGCAUCUUCGAAUACUUCCGAGAGUAUGAGGUCUCCAUCCGCAGGGUGUCCGAUAACUACACGCUCAUUCACAAGAAGAAAGAUCUUGAAGAAUUCAACGUCAAGACGCCCGGAGGGAGUGGGGAGUUUUGUGUCCGAGUGAAGCCCCUGAUCGGCUCCCGCCCCAACCAUGGGCUGUGGUCAGAGGAAAGCUGCGUGGUGCUCUCUGAGCAGUAUUUGACAGUGACCAGCCUCGUCACCAGCUGUCUCGGGCUUAUCCUGUGUGUCUGCCUGGUGCUGGGCUUCCUGGCUGUCCACCUGUACAUCAAGAGGCCCAUGAAGACUCCGGAGGUGUUGAAGUCCCUGAUGAAGCCGAGCCCAUCGUGCAUUGCAAGCGAUGGGGCAGAAUCUGUCCGGAAAGACGCGGUCCACCUCCUGCAGGGGACGGUCCUGCCACGGGGCUCCCAGGACCUGACGCACACAAUCCUCCACGGCAGCACCGACAGUGGUUUCAGCAGCCCCCAGCACUCCUCCCCCGAGAGCAGCAGCUGUGCUGUCCUCCCCUCAGAACCAACCGUGGCCUGGGGUGAACUCCGGGGGUCCAAUGGCGGUGGCAGCAGCAGCAGCACGGACAGCGGGAUCUGCCUGCGCAGCUCCUGCACCGGCCCUCGCCCGGAGCCCGUGCAUUCCUGGAUGUCGCCAGAGAACUGUGACGAGGACAGCGGCAUCAGCCUGGCGCCAGCUUCCCCGGGCCUGCUGCGCUCUCCCAGGACCGCUGAGUACCAACUGGCAAAACCCGAGCCCUCGGCAGCUCUGGGCCACACGGAGGACCCCACCGCCGUGCUACAGUUUCGGGGCUACUUGAAGCAGGCAAAGGGCCUGGACGUAGACCUGGGAAUGGAUGGGCCUCUCUCCCAGGACCACUCAGGCUUGGCCUACAGAAGCUGCCCGGAUGAGGGCCAUGCCAGCCUGGCCUGGUCUCAGCCUGCUCCCACUCAGGGCUACUUAAAGCAGUCACCCCCAGGCCGGGAACAGGAGCCCCUUCCGGCCCCAUGGGACCCGACUGGGGAGGACUCUGCGGUCUCAGACAGCUGGGGUGAAUGUAAAGCCGCCAACUGGCAGGGCUCCUUCAGGCCUUUGGACCCCGGCCUGCUGGAACUUCCCCUUAUCUCCAGCCUGCUCUCACCCCAGGACUGCUGGCCCCCUGCCACCAUCACUGCCUCAGGCCUGUGGUCCCCGACAGCCAUCUCUCCGGGGCCCCUUCCUCAGAACAUCACUACCCCAGUUUUGGGCCCAGGGGACUAACGGUUGUGGGCACACUUCCUACUGUGGAGGACUCUGAUACUAAACCGCAACCUACCUCAUCACCCCCACAGGAGGGAUGACCCUGACAACAGUGCCUGCUGACCAAGGCCUCACAGAGGCAAAUGGGUAGGGGCACACAGUGGUGCCGUUCUUCAGUCGGAGGUGUUGGGGAGUCUGGGUACCAGCCUGCCGCAAAAGCCCGGAAGAGUCUGGAUGCCGGCUUGGGCGUGGGCCUCAGAGGAGUCUGGGGCCAUUGAUCAGGUUGCCAGCAGCAGGCACAAGUGCCAGCAAUAGAAGCCUGGCCCUUCUGGCAGCUGCAUCUAUCUAGGCUAAGAGGGAUGAAGGCAGUUAUCCGAUCAACUGGAGCAAGUGGAAAGAGUGCCACCAUGCUGAGAAGGCAAGAGCGGGGGUCCACCAGCCUGGCCAUCUGCCCUGACCGAAUUCACCGGAUUCUAGUCCCGCUAUCCACGAAGCCCUCGCCUCAAAGUUUCCCAUGGAAGGUUUGGCUUGGACAAAGCAGAGUCGGGCUCUGUCCCCCACCCUAUAUCUCCCGUCUGGGUGUCUGGGAGUCGGGAGGGCACUGGGCCAGUCAGAAAAGUCCUGUCCCAGCUAGCCAGGGAGACACCAGGGGAAACCCUGGGGGCCACUUCUGUCUGAGCGGAGGGAGAGAUAACCAUCUGCCUAUUCUGGACUGAGUCACCUGCAAGCCCUGAACCUUCC
Molecule: messenger RNA, 2500 nt
Organism: Tachyglossus aculeatus (Australian echidna)
Lineage: Eukaryota; Metazoa; Chordata; Mammalia; Monotremata; Tachyglossidae
Gene: IL10RA
Product: interleukin 10 receptor subunit alpha
Exons: 7
Coding region: 20-1780 (586 amino acids)
Molecular function (GO): protein binding
Source: RefSeq, a predicted model, not a curated record